UAAAAGAGAAACUUUGCCAACACUUCGGUGCGGUUUGUGCUUGAGAAUCGGUUCAUCUGAUUCACUCUGAAGAGUAAUUUGAAAUAAAAACCGAACGAGUCAUUUAUUCUGCAUCACUGCUGAUUGGAAGCGUUUGACUAAUUAAUCAUGGCCGACAGCUCUCAUUAUACCGGGGGGGAUUACUAUCAGGCGUGUUUUGACUCCAGAAGCUACCUGAAUGAUUUUUAUUUCCGUCCAGAAGGGCACUCGGACGAGAAGAGCUAUCUUACUUUCGUUUUAAGAUGCCUCAGCAGGACUUUCUCGACUGGCAAAUACAAAGGACGGAGGCUGAUUGAAGUGGGAAGCGGACCGACGAUUCACACCGUCAUCAGCGCGUGCGAGCACUUUGACGAGCUCGUGCUGUCCGAUUUUUCAGACAAGAAUCGCAAAGAACUAUGGAAAUGGAUAAAGAACGAGGAAGGCUGCUUUAACUGGAAGCCCGUCAUUGACUAUGUGUGUGAACUGGAUGGGAAAAGCUCAUCUGAUGUGGAAGUGAAACUAAGACAGCGGGUGAAACAAGUGCUGAAAUGUGAUGUCCUCUCAGAAAACCCUUUCCAUCCAGAGUGUGUUGAACCAGCAGAGUGUGUGAUAACGUCCCUGUGUCUUGAGGCGGCAUGUAAAGACAUGCAGUUGUACAGAGAUGCACUUUCUAGAGUGGCAAAGCUGCUUCAUCCAGGUGGCACUCUGGUGAUGGUGGGGGUUUUAGAAGAAACCUUCUACUAUAUUGAUAAAACCUACUUCUCUUGCCUCAAAGUAAGCAGAGAAAAUGUUGAAGAGAUUCUCAGAAAACUCGACUUCACUGUGCAGGAAUUUAACAUUCUUCCAGCACAAGAUCGAGAGAACAACAAAGUUUCAGAUUAUGAAGCUGUUUUCUUUCUUAUUGCUCUGAAGUCUACCAAGACAGUUUAGGCGUGUGCCGACAGGCUCGUUGGUUAUAAGACAUGCUGCAUCGUUUAACACAAAUUACGUCAAUACAGAUACAGUGGUGCUUGAAAGUUUGUGAACCCUUGAGAAUUUUCUAUAUUUCUGCAUAAAUAUGACCUAAAAC
Molecule: messenger RNA, 1087 nt
Organism: Neoarius graeffei (lesser salmon catfish)
Lineage: Eukaryota; Metazoa; Chordata; Actinopteri; Siluriformes; Ariidae
Exons: 3
Coding region: 148-948 (266 amino acids)
Cellular component (GO): cytosol
Molecular function (GO): N-methyltransferase activity
Source: RefSeq, a predicted model, not a curated record